AUGGACGGGCUGGCUGGACACCCGCUGAGACGGAUGGGCUGGCUGGACACUCGCCAAAACGGACGGGCUGCACACCCGCCGAGAUCGCUUUGCUGGACGCACGGGCUCUUACGCCCGCCAAGACGGACGGGUUCCUAUGCCCGCCGAGACGGACGGGCUCCUACGCCCGCCGAGACGGGCGGGCUCCUACGCCCGCCGAGACGGACGGGCUCCAACGCCCGCCGAGACGGACGGGCUCCAACGCCCGCCGAGACGGACGGGCUGGCUGGACACCUUCCGAGAUGGACGGGCUGGCUGGACACCAGC
Molecule: messenger RNA, 306 nt
Organism: Iphiclides podalirius (scarce swallowtail)
Lineage: Eukaryota; Metazoa; Arthropoda; Insecta; Lepidoptera; Papilionidae
Source: the annotation of a GenBank genome assembly